AUGAACCACGGUGACACAGCGAGCAGGGGGGAGUACGAGGCCCUGGUGGAGGGGGCAGACCCGAUGCGUAGCAGAAGCAUAGGCGCAGACGAGUUAAGCAACAUGUACGCAAAUGACAUCACGUGUGGCAGCAUAAACAUUGGGGAGGACCCAACUCAGCAGGUACCACUGGGGACGCCCCUAACCUACAUCGUUGGAAAUGGAGGAGAUCACAUCGAAGCGAAUCACAUCGGAGGGAAUCACCUCGAAGGAAGUCACACAAAAUAUGACAGUGCUCAGGGAAGCAAAAGAACACACACAGAUUAUAAAUACGCGGCAUACUUUUUCGCCUACAUGUUAGUCAUCUCCAUUUGUAUGGUUUGUUACCUCUACCAUGGAAACUAUGCGCGGAUAUUAUAUGGGACAAAUUACAAUGGGAAAAUCUGUGGGAGGGAUAUGAAGAAUCAUUCGUAUUUGUACUUCCCCUUGUCGCCUAAACUCUCCAAAAUGGAAAUACUGAACAAAUAUGGGAAAUGUCUGGAGUCGUGUCCGACAUCAGAUGGGGCGAAUAAAAUGAAGAAGGAAAAAGAAGGCGAAAAGACAAACCACAGUAACAAUGUAGAGAUGAAAGAAAAGGCAACUUAUUUUGAUAACCCUCUGUUCUCCACCUCCUCCUCAUCGUACUCCUCCCUUUUUGUAAAAAAGAAGCCGAAACAAAUUAUGGACAAGAAGGGAAACAAAACAACCAACGUGGUAUACAGCGAUUACACAAAAAGUACAAACAACAAUCUGUACGUGGAAUAUUCUCUCAGUUCCCCAUACUAUGAUACGGUGAAUAUUAUGAACAUAUGCUAUCCAUUGGAUAAAGGGUUACGAGAGAAGGUUCUAAAUGUCAUCUUUACAGAUAGAUACAAUGUGUUUGUUAAUUUAUUUUCCUUCAACAAUUCCUUCGUCUACGUUUUUGUUUUUAUUGUUUUUUCUCUUUUUUUAUGUAUUAUCUACUUGUGUUGUAUGUACUACUUGUCUUCCCUGACUCUCCACUUAGCGUUGUUUCUUUUCAGCUUCUCCAUGUUGUUUUAUCCCGUGUACUUGAUCCACAAGCAUUUGUACCUCCUGUUUCAUCCCAUUAAGGGAGCCUUUUUUUCGUACCACUACUUAGUGUCAAUAUGUGUGUGCUUUGGUUUACUAGCUCAUGGAGUUAUCUUCCUCUUCGUUUUGUAUUUGUACAGAAAUACAUAUAAGUACACACACAGGUUAAUCACUGUCACUUUGGACUUCGUCAAUAGUAUGUCCAAUCUGCUUUACGCGCCUUGCAUCGUUUCGGCUGCUUCGCUCGCGUGGUUCUUUCUCUGGAUGUAUGGAUACAUUUACGUCAUGACUGCUGGGACGCUUCACGAGCAGAGGCUAAGCUUGGAACUGGACUCAAAUGGAAACAGCGAGAUUGUGUCCCUGCAGAAGGUCUUCCACUACUUCAGGAGCUCGUACAUAUUUUCCAUAUUCUGGAUAUACACCUACUUCUUUGUGUGUGAAAUCUUGCAGUCCCUAAACCAGUUCACUAUAAGUUAUUUAGGGGCCGUGUGGUACUUCUGCGACAAGAAUAGCGUCAACUACAAGCUCAGUGCCCAAGCCACCAUGAAGACAAUACUGAAUUACCAUUUGGGCAGUUUGAUCCUAUCGAGCUUUAUCAACCUAUGCACAAAGCACCUACGCGUGCUGUUCUUUUGGGCGAACAGCACUCUGUCCCUUCCCUUCUUCUAUAGCGAGUCGAUUUACAAGCUGAAGGAGCGAUUCGCCCUCUUCUUAAGACCCAUUUCGAAUUUAAUUGACACGCACACGAUGGCUGCAUACUGCGAGAUCUCCAUGACGUCGUACCCGUACCUACUUGCCUGUAGCACGUCGUCCAAAAAGUUAAUAAACUCGACUUCGCCAGCGGCAUCUUUGCAUGGGGUAGGGAGAACGGCGCGUGUUUCAUCACUGUUUGGAUUUCCACUCCUUUACUGGUCCCCUCUGCAGAUUUUCAACAAUUUUGAGCCAUACGGCAAUUUGUUCUCCCCCAGUUUUGUCCCCAACCCGUUUUUUGCGGCACUGACGAUCGGAGUGCUGUGCGGGAUGAUAACCUCCCACUUCAUCACCACCGUGUCGACCCUCACGGACACCAUCCUCUACUGCUUCAUAUGCGAGUGUUACCAGAAGCAAAUGAUCGAUGAAAAUCCAAUGAGGACAGUAUUCACUCCGCCCCUCUUAAAGGAGUUAAUUUUGGAGAUAUAUGAAGAGUAUACCGCUCGGCCGUGA
Plasmodium inui San Antonio 1 is the source of this 2271-nucleotide messenger RNA. RefSeq lists its product as hypothetical. Gene Ontology annotation, biological process: transmembrane transport. Gene Ontology annotation, cellular component: membrane. The coding region runs from base 1 to 2271 and encodes 756 amino acids. The transcript has 9 exons. NCBI's taxonomy places the organism in Eukaryota, Apicomplexa, Aconoidasida, Haemosporida, Plasmodiidae. Gene Ontology annotation, molecular function: transmembrane transporter activity. The record is from RefSeq and is a predicted model, not a curated record.